Darwinula stevensoni is the source of this 1350-nucleotide messenger RNA. The record is from the annotation of a GenBank genome assembly. Lineage: Eukaryota; Metazoa; Arthropoda; Ostracoda; Podocopida; Darwinulidae.
AUGGUAGAGGAGUGUCGUUGGCUGGGUGAGGCACCAGACGAUCCAUGCCUCGACAAAACCCGUCGCCUAGUCAUUCCGUGUUUGCGCCGCAUCCAGCUGGACUCGUCCUCCUCUUUCCCCCGGUCGUCGGCACGAGUCGAGAAGAUGCAAGCCGCCGCUCUCGAUUCUUCUCCAUCGACUCUCCGCAUUUUACAUGUACUCGAUGAUGCACGCAAGUCCGAGAGUGCACGAUGGUCAAAGAGGGAUCGUGCCUUCCAAAAGGAUCGUCGGCUUCGAUCUCGUGCAGCACGAGAGAAUCCGGUCGACUCUGUCGAUUGGAAUGUUCCUGGCACCGAUGAACGUUACUACUUCACACACGAACGGAAGACUGCCGUGCAACCCGCCUAUCGUGCGAACGCGAUGUGGAACCCUCGGGGCGUCAUCCCGGUUGGAGUGCCGAGGCAGGCUCGCGAGUAUAAGAUGGACCAUCCGCGAAGGGGGAAGGCCCUCCUCUUCAACCAGAAAACGUUUCAGUCCGACCUGGACCUUGGGGUGCGGGGGGGCACGGACAAGGAUCGGGAUGCCCUCCUUUGCGUACUCGGUUUUCUUCGUUUUGAGAUUCAUCUUUUCGAAGAUAAAUCCUUGAAGGAGAUAAAAGAAGUCAUCGAUAAUGUCGCAGCGGAGAAUCACGAGCAGCACGACUGCCUCGUCGUGUGCUUCCUGAGCCAUGGGGAACACGGCUUGGUCUAUGCAUGCGACCAAGCUUUUCAGCCUUCGUGCCUUUGGGUCCCGUUCGCUGCCGAUCUUUGUCCCACCUUGGCUGGGAAGCCAAAAUUGUGUUUUAUUCAAGCAUGUCAAGGAAAACUUGCGGACGAGGGAGUGACCCUCAAGUGCAACCUGACCGACACGGAUUCGAGGCAGGAAGCCGAUUCUUACCGGAUCCCAGUCUUCGCCGACUUUCUCAUCGCGUAUUCCACUGUUCCAGGCACGAUGCUCGUCCACCUUCAUCUCACCAAGAGUGUCGAUACCAUGGUUCUGAAUACCACAGGGAUUUUAAAUUUGUUAGAUGUCUGUGUCCCAACACAGGCUUCAGUUACACUUCUCAACGGUUACUAUUCCUGGCGAAACACGUUGAACGGAUCGUGGUUCGUCCAGGCCCUUUGCGAGGUCCUCCUCGACCAUUCCCACGAGGAAGACCUGAUGAGCAUGAUGACGGAGGUGGCCCGUCGGGUGGCAUUCGACUUCGAGUCCAACCUCCCUAUGGACGCGAAGAUGCACAGGAAGAAGCAGGUGCCUUUCCUCACGAGCACACUCACCCGUCGGGUCUUCUUCGAUACCGUGCGGAGUUCCGUCAUUCCGAUUCCGUCAUGA